Molecule: messenger RNA, 1206 nt
Organism: Lottia gigantea (owl limpet)
Lineage: Eukaryota; Metazoa; Mollusca; Gastropoda; Lottiidae
Exons: 9
Coding region: 1-1206 (401 amino acids)
Biological process (GO): transmembrane transport
Molecular function (GO): transmembrane transporter activity
Source: RefSeq, a predicted model, not a curated record
AUGGAUGAAAAGAAAGGAAGAAUCAUCACGAUUUUCGGACGUCAAUUUAACAGCGUGAUUUUGCUGACUCAUUUUAAUAUAUUUUUAUAUGCUACUUGUUUUUGGAUUCAACAAGGAGUUCUGCCAUAUCUGUCCAAGAAGUUAUCGGUGGAUCCUGUGACGUUUGGGUAUCUACAGACUGUGUUUGCAGGUGUUCAACUGGCUGGGGGACCACUGUUUGGUCGGUUCGGAGAUCUGUUUGGGAGCAGAGCAGCCAUGACUCUUGCCUUCACAUCUUGUGCAUUGACCUAUCUUAUUAUGGGCUUUGCUUAUAGCAUUCCCAUUUUAUUUUUGUCCCGUCUUCCAAGUGUAUUGAUGCAUUGUAUGCAAGGCGGUCAAAUGAUAGUAACAGACAUAGAAGAAUCAGGAAAGAGAGCUGAUGCUAUUGGGAAAUUAGGCUUGUCCUAUGGUAUUGGUAUGGUUGUUGGACCUUUAAUUGGUGGACUUAUUACCAAACUUGCUGGGCUGGAAGCAGCUGCAUUUGUAGCAUUUGGUGGCUCAGUGGUUAGCAUUGUUUUAGUUCAAAUGUUCAUACCGUCCUGUACCAAAAAACAGCAUGUUAAACUGAAAGCUGAUUCAGCAAGUAAUGUGUUUGACAUGAAGAAGUUCUUGGAAAUCAUCCGAUCUCCAGGAGCAUUGUUCCUGCUACUCGUUAGAAUGGGAACAGGUUUGCCUAUAGGUAUUUUUCAAAGCAUGUUCUCAAUUGUUGCCAUAGAAACAUUUAAACUUGAAGCAGAUCAAAAUGGCUACAUUAUGUCCUAUAUUGGCAUUACGUCUAUGGCAGUACAAGGUUUAGGAGUGGGUAUCUUAACCAGUAGAUAUACAGAAGAUAAUAUAUUAAAAGGCUCCUGUAUCAUCUUAGUCUUCAGCUACUUUUUAUUGUCGUUUGUUGGUAGUAUAUGGCAGUUUUGUCUGGUUGUUCUACCAAUGUGUAUUGGGCUGACCAUUAAAAAUGUGGUCAUCACCAGUGCCUUAACUCGUACAGUUUCAGAGGCUGAUACAGGUGCAAUGAUUGGAUUGAAUAUGGGAGUGAAUUCGUUGAUUCGUACGGUUUCUCCGACUAUUGGAGGGUAUAUGUUAGCUAGUUAUGGGUUUCCGUCGUUUGGUGUAUUUGGAACAUUUGCAUGCUCUGUUGUCACUGUUGUUUUGUUUCUUUACAAAAGAUGA